AUUACCUAAAGGUAAUUUUUUCCCUGCCCUAAAACAGCGCAUCUACCCAUCACGCUGUGCAGAAGCAAUUUAUUCACCUGCUGAUGUAAAUCUAGUGUGUUUGAUCAGUAAAAACUGUAAAACAUGCUUGAUAAGGACCCUCAAGUAACAGAGUGCCAUGUGGCACAUCACAGAUUCAUGCACAUACAGUUGGAACGUAAAAAUUGUUAUUGAAGUGUGUUUACAUUCUGAGGAUUAUGAACCUGUUGAGUGAUAGUGAAAUGUGAUGCAUUGCACCAGAUUUAGCUAGAAGCUAAUUUGCAAGUGCAGUCCUGAUUAAACCUGAGACUAAUAUAAUGUAUCACCAUGUACUUCUUCCACAGACACCAUCAUCUGAGACAGAGUGGAAGGUCAUCGCUAAAGACUUUGAAGACAAGUGGCAUUUUCCACAUUGCAUAGGGGCCAUAGAUGGGAAACACAUCUUCAUUCAACCCCCUGCCAACAGUGGAAGCACGUUUUAUAAUUACAAGUCAAGGUUUUCCAUCAUACUUAUGGCUGUAGUUGACGCAAAUUAUAGAUUUGUAUAUGCAAGUGCAGGGACACAAGGAAGGGCAUCUGAUGCUGGAGUGUUUGCCCAUUCUAAUCUCAGAGAGGCUAUGGACACAGGCACUCUGAAUGUCCCUCCUGAUGCAACCCUGCUAGGCACUGACUCCACGAUGCCAUAUGUGCUCAUUGGUGAUGAAGCAUAUCCCCUUAGGCCAGAUCUGAUGAAACCAUAUCCAUCACGAAACCUCAACCAUGAUCAAAGGAUUUUCAACUACAGGCUUUCCAGAGCACGCCAUGUUGUUGAGAACGCAUUUGGAAUUCUGGCCAAUCGCUUUUGCGUUUUCAGAACCACAAUUUGCCUGCAUCCAGACAAAGUUGUUGCAAUUGUUUUUGCAACACUUUGUCUCCACAACUUCCUCCGACAACAGAGAUCAGAUGCCUACACACCACCUGGCUAUGUGGAUUCUGAAGUUGCAAACCAUCAGCUGGUCAGUGGCACAUGGCGAAGUGAGGGAGCCCUUCAGUCAGUUUUGGCAAGCAGAUCUAGGAACCCCUCAGUGGAUGCUAAGAAACAAGGUGAUGUGUUAGCCCAGUACUUUGUCUCACCUGCAGGAAGAAUUUCCUGGCAGGAAAACAUGGUGUAGCUUCAUAUGCGUUAAACUUCUGUAAAUAAAGCGAGAGCAUUGGUUCCACUCAGUCAUUAGCUCAGAUGGUGUUCCUGUCUGGCUGUUAACUUUCUCUGAACAAGAACAAGACAUUGAUUAUGUGUACGGAACUGCAUUUAAAGGCUGAUUUCAACUCUUAGGGUGGAUUCUUUUGAAAAUUCAUAAUGUGUGGGAGUGGAGUGAUGCAUUUUCUUAUGUUUGUAACAUUUGUGAGCAGUACAUUAAAGAAUUUUUCAAAAGAGUUUUUAUUUAUGAAAACUAUUUAAACAAUGGCAGAUAAAAAAAACAGUAAUUUACAUAUUCACCAAACAACCUGUGUGGGAGAAAAAAGGGCAAACUUUCCCUUUUUAAGACAAAAUGAUUAAAAAAAUACUAAAACAAAGAUACUAUUGAUAAAAGUAAUUUACUAGUCUGAGUUGAGCAGGUGUCUGUAUGACAUUGGCGAUGGUGAUAGCAAAAAGUUGUCAUUCCGUGGUGGCUGGAACUGUUGCAUGUGGAAGGAAGGUGCAGGACUGACAUGUGGAACAGGACAUUGUCCAGCCUGUUCUACUUCUUGUGCAUCAUAAAUUAAGUUCAUGAUGCUUCUCCUGAGCCUCAGCUGUGAAUGUUUGUCCUUGACAUUCCGCAUUUGUUUCUUUGUUUGUUGCUUCCGCUUCCUAAAUUCCGCCCCUGCUUUCGUGUUUGCGCAUGCGCCGUGAGCGGUUCUGAUACUUUUUGGAUCGUAGCUGCUCGCAGUGCCGCUUCAACAGUGCGAUACCCUCACGAGGGACGAGCGAAAUUUCAAACACACCAGAAGUCCGUGCGACCUCACGACUGCUGAUCGGCAGCUGGUCACGUGGUGUUAAUCGCCUCUCGUAACCCCCUGUACACUACACGACCGCUCGGCGCAAAACUCGCCCCGAUGUCGUGGCUUCUCGCACGACUGGAAAAUCGGCUCAAAAAAGUGAAAAAGUCGCACAGUGUACGCCCGGCUUAAGAUGAAUUCUGGUUUUUGUUUUUCUAGAGUUGGGGUUAUAGAGGUUAGCGUUGAUGGAAAUUCUACCAUCUCAGAAGCACCCCAGGGAUUUGGAGAGAUGGGCUCUCCUGUCCGCUGGUCCAUUUGUGCUUAAUCAGCCCACCUCUAUGCCCCAUGAAGACUAGGGUGGAGAUCAGCUAGGACUCCUCCGAUUUAGCUAGAGGGAAUUCUUGUUAGACAAAAGACCUGGGAGUGUUUGAUAAAAGCCAUGGAGGACAAAGGUGAAAGAAAAAAAUGUUUGCAAAAAACACAUGUCAUUAAAAGUCCUUCAUGGGAUGGUUGAUAUCCCGGACGAGCCCCUAUUGUGUUAUCUUUAUAUAGAACAGUCAUUGUGGACAACACAGAAUAUGAUUGUACACCUGUAGAUUGAAAGAAAUCUUUUUGUGAGACCAAACUGAAUCAUUUUUAUUAAAAAGUGUAAAAGUCUUGUCUUCUGCAUUAGACCUUGGAGUUGCAGCUUCUUGUGUACAUGUGCAGAAAAGAAAAGAAAAUUUCACUGAUACACAUCCCUAGUUGACAGAGUGGUGUAUGACAGAGGAUUCCAAUCGUUAAGUUGAAUUUGCAGAUUAAGACGCAAUCACACAUUAAGUUACACUGGACCUUGGUUAGACUCUCAAC
Nothobranchius furzeri (turquoise killifish) is the source of this 2823-nucleotide messenger RNA. NCBI's taxonomy places the organism in Eukaryota, Metazoa, Chordata, Actinopteri, Cyprinodontiformes, Nothobranchiidae. The record is from RefSeq and is a predicted model, not a curated record.